AUGGUGAAUACUGGAGCUGGUGCCCUUCUGAGGUAUCGAAGGUUCGAGAGCUUCUUGAAUACAAGAUCUAGCCGAAGUGUGGAAGAAACUCCAAAAUUUGUGGUGAAAGAUGGACUGGGAGAAACGCCAAGGAAUGAUGUCUAUACAGAUGAUGAUGGUUGGGUUUCUGCAAUCAUAUCUUGGAUCAGAAUUGUUACAUGUUUUGUGUCUAUGAUGGUCACAACAUUCAUAUGGGCAUUGAUCAUGGUUGUGCUUAUACCAUGGCCCUAUGAGAGGAUUAGACAAGGAAACAUUUAUGGGCAUGUGACUGGUAGAAUGCUGAUGUGGAUUCUUGGUAAUCCUAUAAAAAUUGAAGGUGCUGAGUACUCUAAUGAGAGGGCCAUUUACAUCAGUAAUCAUGCGUCUCCUAUAGACAUAUUUCUUAUAAUGUGGUUGACUCCAACAGGCACUGUUGGCAUUGCUAAGAAGGAGAUAAUAUGGUAUCCUUUAUUUGGGCAACUUUAUGUUUUGGCCAACCAUCUUCGUAUAGAUCGAUCCAACCCAACUGCAGCUAUCGAGUCCAUGAAAGAGGUAGCUCGUGCAGUUUUGGAAAAAAAUCUGUCGCUGAUCAUUUUCCCUGAGGGUACCAGGUCUAAGAAUGGACGACUACUUCCUUUCAAAAAAGGUUUUGUUCAUCUAGCACUGCAAUCGCGCCUUCCAAUUGUUCCAAUGGUCCUGACAGGUACUCAUCUAGCAUGGAGAAAAGGCAGUUUACAUGUUCGACCAGCACCUCUCACUGUCAAGUAUCUUCCACCUAUUAGUACUGAAAAUUGGAAGGUUGACAAGAUUGACGACUAUGUCAAAAUGAUGCACAACAUGUAUGCUAAACACCUUCCUGAGACUCAGAGGCCUCUGCCUUGA
Molecule: messenger RNA, 900 nt
Organism: Sphenostylis stenocarpa
Lineage: Eukaryota; Viridiplantae; Streptophyta; Magnoliopsida; Fabales; Fabaceae
Source: the annotation of a GenBank genome assembly